UCCAGCUCAUUGUGCCCUGACUUCGUUAUAGUGGCUUCAGUCUCUCACCGCCGAUGUCGAGAAACUGCUAGCCUGAGGAAUCCUACGCCUGCAGAGCUCCCCUCCGACCUCCUCAGUGCUUUCCUGUGCCUAAGCGGAGGCAUUGGAGAAGAAAGAAUGGCUGUGAGCCACCUGCCCACCAUGGCCCAGGGCCUGGUGACCUUCGGGGAUGUGGCUGUGCUCUUCACGCAGGAGGAGUGGGGGCGACUGAGCCCUCCACAGAGGGCCCUGUACAGAGACGUGAUGUUGGAGAACUACAGCAACCUGGUCUCACUCGGACUCUUAGGACCCAAACCUGAUACGUUUUCUCAUCUGGGAAAAGAAUGGAUGCUGGAGGUCUCCUCAGGAUGCUUCUGUCUUGACUGGAUGACCAUGACUGUGAAUAAGAUAGCUACUCUGCAGACGCAUAUUCCUGAAGAAGAGUUUGAUCUGUGGAUAGGAAAGGAAGGGCUGACCAGAGGUGGUCCCUGGAAAUGUGCCAGCUUGUUGCAGUGGCAGUGCCCAGAAGGUCGGGAGACGAACUGGCAGCAAGUGGCCUCCGCCCAUCAGGACACCUCACCAGGAGUCGGGGUGCAGCAGGGCCAUGGGUCUGGGAAGGGCUGCCCCAGAAACUCCACACUUGUUCAGAGUCAGGGAUUGCAGCCAAGCAAAAAAGCCUUUGAAUGUUACAAAUGCAGGAAAGUCUUCUCUAAGAGUUCCACCUUUAGCAAGCAUCUUGAAACCCAUACUGAAAAACUCAAUAUAAGCCAGAAAACAUAUAUGAAAGAGAAACGGUAUGAGUGUCGAGAAUGUGGAAAAGCCUUUCACCAGAGCACACACCUCAUCCACCACCAGAGAAUCCACACAGGGGAGAAGCCGUAUGAAUGCAAGGAAUGUGGCAAGGCAUUCUCCGUGAGCUCCUCGCUGACUUACCAUCAGAAAAUCCAUACUGGAGAGAAGCCAUUUGAGUGUAACUUGUGUGGGAAAGCCUUCAUCCGGAAUAUACAUCUUUCCCACCACCACAGAAUACAUACCGGAGAGAAACCAUUCAAAUGCAACCUUUGUGAAAAAGCCUUCGUGUGCAGGGCACAUCUUACCAAACACCAGAAUAUUCAUAAUGGUGAGAAACCAUAUAAAUGUAAUGAAUGUGGGAAAGCUUUCAACCAGAGUACAAGUUUUCUUCAGCAUCAAAGAAUCCACACUGGAGAGAAGCCCUUUGAAUGCAAUGAAUGUGGAAAGGCCUUCAGGGUGAACUCUUCCCUGACUGAACAUCAAAGAAUUCACACUGGAGAGAAGCCUUAUAAAUGUGGCGAAUGUGGAAAAGCUUUCAGGGAUAAUUCAUCUUUUGCACGCCAUCGGAAAAUUCACACUGGGGAGAAACCCUACAGAUGUGGCUUGUGCGAGAAAGCCUUCAGGGACCAAUCAGCCCUGGCCCAACACCAGAGAAUUCACACUGGGGAAAAACCUUACAUGUGUAACAUAUGUGAGAAGGCAUUUGGUGACCACUCUGCCCUCACCCAGCAUAAGAGAAUCCACACGAGGGAGAAACCUUACACAUGUAAAGUCUGUGGGAAAGCCUUUAUCCGAAGCACACAUCUUACCCAGCAUCACAGGAUACACACAGGAGAGAAACCCUAUAAGUGUAAUAAAUGUGGGAAAGCUUUCAAUCAGACAGCAAACCUCAUUCAGCAUCAGAGACAUCAUAUUGGGGAAAAGUGA
Molecule: messenger RNA, 1737 nt
Organism: Octodon degus (degu)
Lineage: Eukaryota; Metazoa; Chordata; Mammalia; Rodentia; Octodontidae
Product: zinc finger protein 454
Exons: 5
Coding region: 157-1737 (526 amino acids)
Biological process (GO): regulation of transcription by RNA polymerase II
Molecular function (GO): RNA polymerase II cis-regulatory region sequence-specific DNA binding; DNA-binding transcription factor activity, RNA polymerase II-specific
Source: RefSeq, a predicted model, not a curated record